This is a messenger RNA of Stomoxys calcitrans (stable fly), 3368 nucleotides long. RefSeq names its product guanylate kinase-associated protein mars (gene mars). NCBI's taxonomy places the organism in Eukaryota, Metazoa, Arthropoda, Insecta, Diptera, Muscidae. The record is from RefSeq and is a predicted model, not a curated record. Gene Ontology annotation, biological process: signaling. Bases 109 to 3264 code for a protein of 1051 amino acids. The transcript is spliced from 3 exons.
AUAGAAGCGCCGUUUAUGUUCGACCAGCCAUCUUAAAUCCAACUUCAAAGCUUUAUUUUAUUGUUUAUAAAAAGGAAAAUAUUAUUUGACUGACUAUUAACUGGAAAAAUGAGUGAAUACCGUAAAAGUUUAUACAUGGAGCGCAAGGAAGUGCUUACGCCCCAACAGCACAAUAGAAAAAACCGAAAAUUACAAGAAGCUAAUCGCAAUAAACAUAGAAUGGAUCAAUAUCAACUUUCCAGGCAAAUAUCUGUAAGCCCAACACCUCAACAGAGGACACAAGAGGAAAAAGAAAAUGUUCAAGGAAAUGAAAAGAAUGAUGCAUCAAGCUCUCGUAGUGCAAAAGUGAUUCUAACCGCCAGAGAUCCUGAAAAGAUUAAAAAGCAAGAAGCCUUUAUUCUACGCUUCUUAGAUUGGAAAGACAAAAAGAAGGCAUUGCAGGAGAAGAAAAAAAAUGAAGCCAAUAAAAAGAAGCCAUUCGUUUCUGUUAUUAGUAAAGAUAUGGGAUUUGGGGGUAGCGUAGGGCCAUUGGCUCCUACAACAACAACUGCAGCGACAAACAUUCAAGCCAGCUUCGUUCCGAAAGGCCAUCAUCAAGGCUUCCAACCUCCUCCGGGAUUGAAGGAUCCAGGCGAGUCGGAAAAAGCCAAAGAGAAAGCCAAAAGUCGACAAUCAAUAUAUACACUUGUCCCAACUCCUCCGAAGAAAUCAAAAGAAGACAAUGUUUCGAAAAAGACAAACAUGGCCAGGAAAGCUAUGCCUCGACUAAAUGCAAAUCUAAAUAAUGAUCAAAAAACACCCGCUCGUUCUGAUUUGUCAAACAAUAUACGUUUGCGUAGUGGAACCACCCCUAAACUAUUGAAGACCAAGGUAGUAAACAAAAGUUUGCCGACUAGUGGAGUUAAAACAAAAAAUGUGGCCAAUGCUAAUUCUGCCUCAAAACCUGCUGCAAAACCUCCAAUUAAUUUAGUCAAAAAUUUACACAAUAAUAUCAAUGUAAUGCAGGCUUCCGCAAAGACAACACAGACGCGAACAUUUAAAAUGCCAGCACCCUCUCAAGGGCAUAUUAAAAGGAACGUAGUGGCAGCUGCCAAAAAAACCGAUGUGCCCACAAACAAAGUGAGCAAAGCCAAAGUUGUAACUGCUGUCCGUCGUCCAGUAGAAGCAACGUCAAAAAUACGUUUGAAAACAAAAUCCCCCACACAGCCGCAAAAGAAUGCCCGCUUAACGCAAACUAUGAAAGCUAAGAAACCUCUUAAACCGCCUUCUGGUGCCUCAACCAAAUUAAUGACACUAAUGGUGACACAAACGAAUGGCUUAGUGGCUGAUAUGAUUGUACAAACGCCAAAAGACUUUUCGAACUCCAACCAUUUCGAUGAUUUUAUCACUUCUACGAAAGUGAAGAACACCUCACAAACGCUAGAAGAAGUUCAAGGCGUAAGUCCCAUAGAGAUGUUGUCGAAAAGAUCAGCAAAUAACUCAUCAGCAAAAAGAAAUCUUUUACAAAGUGCAACUCAAAAUUUGGCCAUCGAAUCUGAAAAUCAUAAAAACCUAGAAACCGAAAAACCUAUUGCCACUAAAUUCAACUUUAUAAGAUACUCAGAAGUAAACACUAGUUUCAAUGAAGAAAAUGAUAAACAAAUAGUAGAGGUAAAAUCUAAAAAUACCAGAAAUAAAUCGACGGUCUGUGAAAGUAGUAAUCGCACAUUGAUUGAAGCCGUAAGAACUGAGGAAGAAGUAACAACCACAAGUAAUAAAAAUGCCUCCGAAGUGUGCAUCCAGCCUGUAGAGGAAAUGAAGACACCAACUAAGCAAUUAAUUUCUGGCGAAGAAAAACCUGUCAACUAUUUGAGUCCAUAUGUAAGUGUUAGUCGUGGUAAGGUCAGUUUAAAAAAGGAAAAGGAAAAGCGCAACAGCAUCUACUUGGCUAAUCCCGCCGAAGAGGAGACUUUGACAGUUAGUCCUCAUCAUUCACCCAUCUCGACAGAGCAGAAAUCGCCUCAGUAUUCUCCGGAAGUGCGCAGAACUUUAGAGGCCGUACGGUACUUCCGCAAACAAUUGCAAGAAGAAAUAGAUCGACUUCACCAACUAUGUGAUGUUUGGGAAGAAUAUAAGACGGCGAACAUUGAAAGCUUACAGUCUGCAAACUGUGAUGACAUGAUUGAUGUGACGGUAGGCCAAACUCGACUGCUUACCAGCAAAAAAUUUAUGCAGUUCAAAGGUCUGAUAGACAGAUGCGAAGCCCGGGCUACAGGCAUUGGUGAUAUGCCAAACGAUGGCAGUGAAAAAACUAAAGAUGUUUCUGCUGGAGAUUUGGAAGGUUUCUGGACUAUGUUAGGAUUGCAAGUUGAUAACCUUGAAAAACGCUUUGAAAAUUUGAAUCGUUGGAAAGCUAAUGAAUGGCGGGAUCCAGAUGAAAUUAAGCCAAAGGCAAAACCUAAAAAUCUUACAAAAGUGAAAAAGGUGGCAUCGAUCGCAAAAGCCAAAUCCAAUUCUAAUUUGCAGGAAAUGCUGCGUAAAAGAAGAGCAGAUAUGCUUCUAAAGAAGGCACAGAACCAGCUUGUAAAUACGGACGAUGUUAUUUUAACUCCCUCAAAGGUGAGAGAUCGGAAAUAUUUCUCGCCAGCUGCAACAGUUGUGGCUAUACCCAGUUCAAAUCGAAGAUUGUCAACAUUAUUACGGCAGAACGCUGUCGGUUCUCCGCAACAAAAGAUCGACUCCCCGAAUCGUAGGAUGUCAUUAGGGUUGCGAAAAAACUCGCAGGAUACUCCGAACCGUAGAGCAUCCAUGUUAGGGCGGAAAAAUUCUCAAGAUUCGCCGAGCCUUUUAAAAACAGUUCUUCAAUUUCGCGAAGUUGUGGAUGCCACAUUCGGCGAGCAGACCUUUUGCGGGGCGAAGAGAAAUUCAUUGAAUGCAAAGACUUGUAUGGAAUCACCGAAAGUGCAAAACAAUUGCGAGACACGUAAAUCGAUAUUGAAAACACCCGGUACGGGAAGAACAAAAUUGAAAAAUGUAGUAUUCAACGAAAAGUUACGAGUGAAAAAGUUUAAUUUCCUCAACUUCGAUGAUGGUGAUGGCACCACCGAAGACUGCAAUCAAUCGAACGAGGAAGACCUAGCGAAGAGUAGUCAAGAUCACGAUAAGGAAUGCAGUAGAGAGGAUGGAGAAACAGACGACCAACAACAACGUGCUUAUACACUUAGAAAUCGUAGAGUUCGUUUACGCCCCUCCUGCGAGAUAGUUAUACCUAAACGCUCUAACUAAUCGACUUAACUGCCAUUGAGAUCAGAAUUGUUUUGUUCAUAUUAUCCUUUUAACUCUAGCGUUUAUAAUGUUUCAUUGUAUACAACUUUCAUAAACUCGUCUAA